Messenger RNA from Penicillium daleae, 369 nucleotides. RefSeq lists its product as uncharacterized. The record is from RefSeq and is a predicted model, not a curated record. Lineage: Eukaryota; Fungi; Ascomycota; Eurotiomycetes; Eurotiales; Aspergillaceae. The coding region runs from base 1 to 369 and encodes 122 amino acids. The transcript has a single exon.
AUGCGUUUUCUGCGUUGGUUCCAAACCUUGGUGUGCCUAGUGAUAUCAUCUUCUCAUGCACUAUCCGACCAGGCAAAUGAUUUUAUUGAUCAAACCUCCGCCAUCACGGAGACGCUCCAUAAAAAUCAAUACGCGAUCAACCGUUACAAUGGCGGUCUGGUAGGAGCUGUCCCUGUCGCCUGGGUCAACUAUGAUACAUGGAGCGCUCUGCGGGCGGCUAACACCGAUCUCGCCACCGAUAUUAAAUUUAAUGACGAGGAGUCUGAUAUGAUUGUUCGCAACCUCACCUUCAUCAAUGACGAAGCUAUCGGCCUAUACAAGGCAUAUGGAACAAAGGUUUUACGCCCCUUGGACUUCAAGGCAUCAUAA